Tribolium castaneum (red flour beetle) is the source of this 1697-nucleotide messenger RNA. RefSeq names its product major facilitator superfamily domain-containing protein 12-like (gene Tc-re). The record is from RefSeq and is a predicted model, not a curated record. The transcript has 11 exons. Gene Ontology annotation, biological process: carbohydrate transport. The coding region runs from base 318 to 1649 and encodes 443 amino acids. Lineage: Eukaryota; Metazoa; Arthropoda; Insecta; Coleoptera; Tenebrionidae. Gene Ontology annotation, cellular component: plasma membrane. Gene Ontology annotation, molecular function: symporter activity.
UGACUAUAACUUAUGGUCACACAUAAAAUGCUCCUAUUGUCAACUGUUUCGACUAAAAAUGGGCAUCUUUCGCAGGAAGUCUGACCCUUCUUAAGCGCAUUAUUAACCGUUAAACUAUUACACUAAUACGGUAAAUUAAUACGUUUCCAGCCCGAAGGGAAACUAAUAGCAGCAGAUUGUCAUUUUUAAUUAAUACGGUUAUCGGUGUUGCAUUUCAAGCAUGAUGGCUGACGAAACCCUACAAGACUUUAGAAAGGUGCGUGCCAGUCUGGCAAAGAGAGUCGCACGAAGGGUUCGAACCCCAUUUUCCGCUCGAUAUGGCGAACCUGGACAGGAGAUGCUAUUGGGUACAAAAAUUAUGCUACGGAAUGGGUCACGUUUAUAAUGAUCUUUGUGCGGCUAUGUGGUUUUCUUAUACUCUAUUUUAUCUGCAAAUUGUUUUACAAAUGGAGUCGAAAACUGCCGGUAUUCUCAUAAUGACAGGACAAGUCGUAGACGCGCUGGCUACUCCCGUAGUCGGCUAUGCCGUAGACCGCACCGGUGCCCGCAGGGCGUGGCAUUUAGCAGGAACAUUAGCGGUGUCUGUUGGAUUUUCUUUGAUUUAUUGUUUAAAACCGACUGCGCUUAACACAUGGGUGCUUAUCGACUACGGUUUUGUCAUAAGCCUCUUCCAAAUAGGCUGGGCCAUAACCCAAAUAUCGCAUUUGUCCAUUAUUCCGGAAAUAGCGACCACUCACAGAUACACUUCUGAUUUGACGGCAAUUAGAUACACAGCGACUGUUUGUUGCAGUAUUUCCGUGUAUUUAAUCACUCUCAUAGUUUUAAAAAACGAUAAUGACCCGAAUAAAAUCGGUCCUGACGAUUUUUACAAGUUCAAGGAAAUAGCUUUGAUUAUAAGCUUAAUAGGAAUUUUCGCUUCGCUCAUAUUUUACUGUGGGGCACUUACGAAAGAGGAGAGUCGAAGCGACUAUGAUAUAAUCCCGGAAAGUGAAUCAGAUUCCAGUGGUUUGGUCACAAAUGAAGAAGUCACGCAUUUUUUGAAAUCAUCAAUUAUUUACAAGGUUUCGUUAAUGUAUAUGGCUUCAAGGCUAUUCACGACGUUAACACUUAUUUAUAUUCCAUUGUAUCUGGAUGAAAAAGGAGCGAGAUCGGAGGACACGGGGGAUGGGAUUAGGCAAACAAUAGCCAGUGUUCCACUAGUCUGCUUCGUGGCUUCAUUUAUGACUUCUAUCGCGCUCAAAUUCAGGCUUAGGCGGUGCAGCGAUAAGGUAGUUUAUUUGGUCGGGAUUAUAUUGGCCCUAAUUGGAAGCGUUUGGAUAAAAUUAGGGUUUUUGUUUCGAUCGGAUAGUCAAUUAUAUGUAAUUGCCUCACUAAUAGGUGUAAGUGGUUCUGCAACUAUGGUAUCCAGUUUAUGUUUAACUGCAGAAUUCGUUAAAGUCAAUGGUUAUGGCGGGGCUUCUGUCUAUAGCACAGUAACAUUUACGGAUAAAUUAAUAUCAGGCGGUGUCGUUCUUCUCGUGCAGAACCUCCAAUGUACGCCGAAGGAAAUGUGCCCACACUUCUACGAAGAUGUGCUCUCUUACGUCUGCGGCAUUGUAUCAUUAAUAGGUUUAGGCUCAUUAGCGACACUUCACUGCCGAUUAAAUUAAACACUUUUUACGACUCAUGUAUUUAUUAAAGAAAAAUUACAUAACUUC